CGCAAGUAUGUGACAGGAUCACGCAAUCAACUCACCUGCUCAAACGGCGAAUUGAUUCCAUCGAUUGUUGAGUGUUAACCGAGUCUCUCAUUCAAAUGUCCAAGUGAUUGCUUCGGUCACGAGCUCAGGCGGUUUCGGUGGUUCUGCUGUGACAUCGACCACCCCCUCUUGAUCUUCCCUUGUUAAUCAACUGCUAUCGCUGGGAGUAGACAUCAGACAGAAUGCGAGCUGUUCUCAUUAAAGGCGGUAUUGGCUCAGCUGAUGAUCUCUACAUUGGCAAUUACGAGAACCCUACACCGAGCAAAGGCGAGAUUCUCGUCAAGAUCGUGGCUGCAGGGGUGAAUCGUUUGGAUAUCAUGCAACGAAGCCGCGGUCCACCGGCCCUACCCAGCGCGAGCAAGGACAUUCUAGGAGUCGAAUUUUCGGGCAGGGUAGAAGGCCUCGGUGAGGGAGUUUCUGACUUCCAAAUUGGCGAUGAGGUCCUCGGCCUUGCACCUGGUGCCGCUUAUGCGGAAUACAUUACCGUUCGCAGUGGCACAGUCAUGAAAAAGCCCGCAGACUUGGGAUUCGUAGAAGCAGCCAGCAUUCCCGAAGUUUGGUUCACUGCAUUCCAAGCCAUCGUCUUGAUUGCUCACGUAACUGCAAAUGAUACGGUCCUUGUGCAUGCAGGUGCGUCAGGGGUUGGGCUUGCGGCAAUACAAUUGGCUCGGUUUCUCGGAGUCAAGACCGUCUAUGCGACAGCUGGUAGCGAUGAGAAAGCUAACUUUCUCAGCUCGAUAAAGAACGGAGCGAGUCACGCAGUAAAUUACAAAAAGCAAGACUUUGCCGUAGAGAUCGAUAAGGCGACAAAUGGGAAAGGUGUCGAUGUCAUUGUCGAUUUUGUGGGUCAAGACUAUUUUUCUCGGAACAUCAAUCUCUUGAGGACAGACGGUCGUCUGGUGCUUCUCGCUACCUUGAGUGGUAAGGAGAUUCCCAAUGUAGAUCUGGGGCCGAUCUUAUACAAACGCAUUCACAUCGGAGGAAGCACUUUGCGGACCCGAUCCCUCGAAUAUCAGGCUAAGUUGACUAGCCGAUUCGUUGAUGAGGUGCUCCCAUAUAUUAAGGGGGAAACGGUGGAGGAAAGUCCCCUGAAGACGUACCUAUAUACGGUGUAUCCUUGGCAAGAUGUCGCGGAAGCCCACAAAGACAUGGAGGCGAACAAGAACACUGGCAAGAUCAUGCUGAGGAUAGUAUGAACGUUCUGGGAGUAGAUAUUAUGAUCAGGCCAUUAUCACGAUCAAUCGUCCGGAGAUACCCGCGCGCCAUCCUGAUCUUGAGUUUGUAA
Dacryopinax primogenitus is the source of this 1324-nucleotide messenger RNA. RefSeq names its product quinone oxidoreductase. The transcript is spliced from 8 exons. Gene Ontology annotation, molecular function: oxidoreductase activity. NCBI's taxonomy places the organism in Eukaryota, Fungi, Basidiomycota, Dacrymycetes, Dacrymycetales, Dacrymycetaceae. Bases 222 to 1235 code for a protein of 337 amino acids. The record is from RefSeq and is a predicted model, not a curated record.